Molecule: messenger RNA, 1491 nt
Organism: Dictyostelium discoideum AX4
Lineage: Eukaryota; Evosea; Eumycetozoa; Dictyosteliales; Dictyosteliaceae
Exons: 5
Coding region: 1-1491 (496 amino acids)
Molecular function (GO): ATP binding; protein kinase activity; protein serine kinase activity
Source: RefSeq, a predicted model, not a curated record
AUGAUUGAAAUUAAUAAUAAUCAUAAUAAUGGUAAUGGAAAACAAUUUCCUUCAAGUCAAAUAAUGCCAGAUUCUAAGAAAAAAAGUAUUGUUAAAAUUGGAGAAUAUACAUUGGGUGAAAAAAUUGGAAGAGGUGCAUUUGGACAAGUUUUUAAAGGAUUAAAUGGAAAAACUGGAGAGUUUGUUGCAAUUAAACAAAUUGAUUCAAAUAAAAUUGAUGAAAGUUCAUUACAAUCAGUUAAAGGGGAAGUUGAAAUUUUACAUAAAUUAAGACAUAACAACAUAGUUAAAGUAUUAGGUGUUGUAGAGGUACAAGCUCAAUUAAAUUUUAUAUUAGAAUAUGUUGAAAAUGGUAGUUUGAGGGAUGUUAUUGAGAAAUUUGGACCAUUGAGUGAAGAAUUAUGUAUAAUAUAUUUAUAUCAAAUGUUACAGGGAUUAGCAUAUUUACAUUCAAAUAAAGUUAUACAUAGAGAUAUUAAAGCAUCAAAUAUAUUGAUUACAAAAGAGGGUGUAAUUAAACUAGCGGAUUUUGGAGUUGCAUCACAAAUUGAUUCAGAAUCACAAUUAAGAUUCUCAGUGGUUGGUACUCCAUAUUGGAUGGCCCCAGAAUCAAUUGAAAUAUCUGGUUGUUCAUCUGCAAGUGAUAUUUGGUCAUUAGGUUCUACAAUGAUUGAAUUAUUAACUGGUAAUCCACCAUAUUAUACAUUACAACCAAUGGCUGCCAUGUUUAGAAUUGUAUCCGAUCAACAUCCACCAUUUCCAACUGAUAUAUCAAAAGAAUUUUUAGACUAUUUCCAACAAUCAUUUAAAAAAGAUCCAACUCAAAGACCGACAGCACAAGAAUUAUUACAACAUCCAAUAUUUUUUACACUUCAAAAAGUACCACCAACUUUAUCAGAAUUACAAUCGACUUUAAAAACUUUAAAUGGUGGUAGAUCAAGAUUAAGAACCUCUGUAAAUUCAAUUGAUUGGGGUUCAUCAUCAUCAACUAGUGGUUCAUCAACACCAUUAUCAUCUUCAUCUUCAUCUUCAAAUAUUAAAUCAAUAGUUUCAGAUGAAGAUUUUAAUAAAUUACAAACUACAAUUAAACAACAAGCACAAACAAUAUCGAAUUUAUCAGAAGAGAUAUUAAUUUUAAAAAAGGAAUUAAAAGAGAAACCAAAAUUAGAAGAACAACAAUUUUAUAAAGAAUAUUUUAUGGCAUUAGCAAUUAGUGUUAAAGUAAAUCAAUGUUAUCAAGAUAAAACUUGUGAACCAAAAGAUAUGCAACAAUUAUAUGAAAUGGCAAGAUCUCAAGAAAUACCUUGGUAUAAAUUAAUUGAAUGGAUUCCAAGUCAAUUAAUUUCAAAUGAUAAUAUUCCUCAAUUAACUCCAUCAUCUUCAAGAGAGAAUAUUUCUUUAUCAAAUUCAUCAUCUUCAAUUCCAAAUCCAAAUCAAAAUCAAAAUCAAAAUAAUAAAUCUAAAUCAAAAAAAUUUGGUUUCUUUUCUUAA